AUGUGGCGCCGCAGCACGCCCGAGAGCAAUCGUGUCGUGCAGGAGGAGCACGGCGGUGAGUCGGAGCGCGUAUGGAUUCUCUCCGAGUGCGUCCUCGAGGCGCAGGAGGAACUGCGCGCGCGUGAGGAGCAGCUCGCUCUUGUGCAGUCCAUGCUGCGGCUCACAGAGGCGGAGCUGGCGGCCGAGAAGCGUCGCACAGUUCAACUGUCCGCGCGCGUGGCGGAGCUCGAUGACGCACUGCUCACCGCGAAUCAUCUUGCCACGACUGCGCUCGACCAGUCUGAGGAGGUGCUGAGGAAGACCCGCGCAGGCGGUGGCACGGCGGUGUCCUCAGCAGAAGAAGGAGGGGUCGGAGCGAGCGGAGGCGAUGUUGCUGGCUCCGUCUGGGAGAGCGUCCUGCUCUCGCCCGUCUCGACAGAGUCGCUGGAGGAUAACUUCGGACUCACGCCCACUCGCCGCAAGGGCGCCGCUGCAGCCAUCGCCGCCGGGUUGACGGUCCGCUGCACCACCGCCAAUGCGGGCUCGCCGCUGUCGCAACCCCCUCCCGCCUCCCAAGGCGACACGUCUCGUGGCGCCGGCAGCGCAGCGGGAGGGCGCGGCGACAGCGGCGGCCCCGACACGCCGCGUAGCAGUGGGAGCCGCACAGUGCUCCUCGAGCCGAAGCGCUCCUCCGCCAUCGGCAUCGUGCUCCGCUCGUGGCGCGUCUCACUGCCGGCGUUGAGGGACGCCGCCGCGACCCUGGACGCCGCCGUGCUUCCCGCAGACCGCAUCGAGGUGCUGCUGGGGACAGCGGGCUCGCCGUGCGCGCUCCCGCGGCCGGGGGAAGUGCGGCUGGUCCGGCAGUGGCUCGAGUCGAGAGGCGUGGCCCUCGACGACACACACGCUGUCGAGGCGUCCCUCGGCGAGGCGGAGGCCUUCUUCGCCAUUGUCGGAGGCGUACCACGUCUCGCGCCGCGCCUCCGGCUCUUGCUCGCGGAGCAGUCCUACCUGCCGCGCGCGGCGCAGCUCUCGUCGCAGCUCCGCGUUUGUUCCGAGGCGGCCGCAGAGGUGAUGGGCUCGGGCACGCUCCGACGCCUACUGGGUACAUUGCUCGGUGUGGGAAAUACCCUGAACGCGGCUACGUUCCGCGGAGGCGCGAAGGGGUUCGAGGUUGGUUCGUUGCCCAAAUUGCUCGCCGGAGGGAGACCGCAGUCUCGUGGCGGCAUCAUCGGGUAUCUUGCGGCGCACACCCCGUCGCUUCCCGGCGAUUUGGAGGAGGAGAUGCCGUCGCUGCCGGGCGCGACGCGCCUCUGCCUCGCCGAGCUUGCGCUCGAGCUGCGCGAGCUGCAGGCUUCCAUCGACACCGUCGAGGAGGACCUCACGCAGGCGUUGCGAGAGGCGCCACUGCACGACGAGGGUGGCGAGGGCACGGGCUCACACGAUCACAUCUUCGUGGCUCGCGCGCGGGGAUUUCUCUCGGCGGCAAGGCCGCGGCGGCGCGCGCUCGAGGCGCAGCUGCCCGAGGCAGAGGCGGGCCUCGAUGGCGUAUCUCGCUACCUCGCGGCCGAGGCGGAGGGCGAGUGGCCCGCUUCGGUGACGCUAGAGGCGCCUUCCGCGCCGGUUCUCCGCGACGGCUCGUCCGACCAAGCGGGGCGAGCGUUGGAUGCGGCUCCGGCGGACGGCGGGCCACCGUCGGAAUCGGCCGAGCAGGUGGGGCGAGGCUCCACAGACUACGGAGGAGGCGACGAGUAUUUCUAG
This is a messenger RNA of Emiliania huxleyi CCMP1516, 1737 nucleotides long. RefSeq lists its product as hypothetical. Bases 1 to 1737 code for a protein of 578 amino acids. NCBI's taxonomy places the organism in Eukaryota, Haptophyta, Isochrysidales, Noelaerhabdaceae. The transcript is spliced from 4 exons. The record is from RefSeq and is a predicted model, not a curated record.